AUGUUUAAACUUAUAAAUAGAAAGAAGGGCGUUUCUCGCUCGCCUGAAGAAUGGCUUAAAUAUGCUAAUGCACGAUUUAAUGAAUAUAAUGUUUUGCAGCCAUGGGAAGACGCUCAGAAGAAUGAAAUGAAUAAGAAAAAACCAAUUGAAAAUGAGGACAAUACAGAAAAGCCGAUUGAGGACAAAUCAAGUUCGAAAAAUGAGAAAGAAAAUAAGUCUGAUCCAAAGUCAUUAGAUCAAGAAGCAACUUGUGCAGAAAAUUCAUCUUCUACAGAUUCCAAUGAUCAUCAGGAUCACAAAAAAGAAAAAUCGUGCGAAGAAAAGCAGGAAAAAUCUUUCCUUACUGGAAUUAAUCGAAACCUGGCUACAUUCAUCUUCAGCAGUUUAUUCAUGUUGUCAGUGAUUACUGAGUAG
This is a messenger RNA of Schizosaccharomyces octosporus yFS286, 414 nucleotides long. RefSeq lists its product as uncharacterized. The transcript has a single exon. The record is from RefSeq and is a predicted model, not a curated record. Bases 1 to 414 code for a protein of 137 amino acids. NCBI's taxonomy places the organism in Eukaryota, Fungi, Ascomycota, Schizosaccharomycetes, Schizosaccharomycetales, Schizosaccharomycetaceae.